Molecule: messenger RNA, 850 nt
Organism: Portunus trituberculatus (swimming crab)
Lineage: Eukaryota; Metazoa; Arthropoda; Malacostraca; Decapoda; Portunidae
Product: 40S ribosomal protein S5
Exons: 6
Coding region: 147-806 (219 amino acids)
Biological process (GO): ribosomal small subunit assembly; translation
Cellular component (GO): cytosolic small ribosomal subunit; ribosome
Molecular function (GO): rRNA binding; structural constituent of ribosome; mRNA binding
Source: RefSeq, a predicted model, not a curated record
UGAGUGAACGCAACGGUCUCUUGAGAAGGAGUGUUGGCAGGCGGCGGUCCGUGCCUCGCUAUUUCCUUCAUUUCCCGCAACAUUUGGCGUCCACUUGUGUCGCCAGCGCCAGGAAGCACCAGCCAGCACCCCAGCACGCUAUAGACAUGGUGGAGCAGGUGGCAGACUUUGAGGAGGGUGGGGAGGAGGUGGUGGGGCCCGUGGCGGGGGCGGUGGUGGAGGCCCCGGAGCUGCCGGAGAUUAAGCUGUUCGGCAAGUGGUCCCUCGAUGAUGUACAGCUCAACGACAUGUCCCUCCAGGACUACAUCGCUGUCAAGAAGUACUAUGCCAAGUAUCUGCCACACUCAGCGGGCCGGUACGCUGCAAAGAGGUUCCGCAAGGCCCAGUGUCCCAUCGUGGAGCGUCUCACCAACUCUCUUAUGAUGCACGGACGGAACAAUGGCAAAAAACUCCUCGCUGUUCGGAUCGUCAAGCAUUCCUUCGAGAUUAUCCACCUGCUCACUGGGGAGAACCCGGUACAAAUCGUGGUGAAUGCUAUCAUCAACUCUGGGCCCCGCGAGGACUCCACCCGCAUUGGGCGCGCUGGAACAGUCCGUCGGCAGGCUGUGGACGUGUCGCCGCUCAGGAGGGUCAACCAGGCUAUCUGGCUCCUGACCACCGGGGCACGCGAGGCAGCCUUCAGGAACAUCAAGACUAUCGCUGAGUGUCUUGCUGACGAGCUCAUCAACGCCUCCAGGGGCUCCUCCAACAGCUACGCCAUCAAGAAGAAGGAUGAGCUGGAACGUGUCGCCAAGUCCAAUCGUUAAGACCCUCCUUGUACCACUAUAGGGGAAUUAAAACUGUGACUGAC